Molecule: messenger RNA, 1761 nt
Organism: Epithele typhae
Lineage: Eukaryota; Fungi; Basidiomycota; Agaricomycetes; Polyporales; Epitheliaceae
Exons: 7
Coding region: 1-1761 (586 amino acids)
Source: RefSeq, a predicted model, not a curated record
AUGAACGAUGCGAUGGACCUUUCUAACAUAUUGGUUUACAGGUAUGAAGCUGGCAGGGAUGUUGCGCUCAUCUCCCUUGGCGUCUCGCGCACUGCUCAAGUGUUUUCGAUCUUGGAUGCGUUUCUGGCGCGCGAACCUCGGAUGGUGAGGGAACGAGCAUCGUUGAAGAAGCUCCGCAAGCCAUACUUAGGAGCACCUGGCAUUGUGCAGCUGAGUGACGACAUCAAACACCAGGGACUCGAGGCGCUGUGUGAGUUCCUGAACCCGGGUGACUCAAUCGAGGCGCAUAUCUCCGAUCUGGGAGAGGACGUGGUCGUGUUCGUUGUUUAUAUUCUUCCACCAAUCACCCCGUACAGCUGGGCGACCGAACUUCACCUCCGGGUCCGCCAGCAACCCCAACAGGAUCCCUUUGAAGCCGACGGAUCUCGUAUUCGUCAGGAUAUCGCCUCCCUUAUCCCGUGGUAUGAGAAGACGCCCAGCAGCAUCAUCGUUCGCAAAUCUCUCUUUUUGAUGUAUGCCCUGCUUCGAGGGCUGUUCGACAGGAUCGACAACCCCAUUUUGUUCUGCAUCAGCAAAAAUUGCUUCAUACUCUUCGAGGGAAAUGGUGUUCGGCCAAUCGAACCCUCCAGCAUCUACCGAAUCCCGAGGAAUAGUCUAGUUCUGCUUGAUGCAGUCGUCGAUCCCGAGGUCGUCAUAACAUUGCCGGCCUCCAUACGCAUCAUCCUUGCCACCUCCCCUCGGCCAGACCUGUGGAAGAAGUUCGCGAAGUACAAGCGUGCGCUAUUCUAUGUCAUGAAGGUUUGGAGCGAUGUUGACUUGAGAUUUCUUGCGUCGACUUUUGGCGGCCCAGAGUACUACACUCCAUUGGAGCUCUCCUCCAUCCUUGGGCCGUGUCCCAGCUCAUGCACGCGCCUUGUACAGCGGAUUUCAGGCGACUUGCUGGCGGACUUGGGAGGGCCAGAACAUGGACUCCCCGAACUCAAGCUUGCCGACCUAGCAGCUGUCAACAGUCUCGUCGCAUUCUUGCAAAACCCAGCUGGCCUUGUCGAUCCUCCCUCUGGGUUUCACAGGUACUUCGUGCUGGAGCUCAAGGACAACGUGCAGAAUCCAGUGACGAACAUCGGCCCAGCCUGCACGCACUACGUUCCUACCCCUGUGCUCAAGCAAGCGGCUGUGGAGAAGUUCCUCGAGUUCAGGGCGCAUCGUCGAGACGACAUGAUGGAACUGUACUCGGCUGUCAACGCCGUCGCCGGCUACUUCUUCGAGCCGAUGACCAUUGUGCGGACCUUGGCGACGGGUCGGAAUGUCACCUGCCAGAUGUUGAGCACGACGAAGAAGUUCACGCUGGAAUCUCUAAAACCUCGCUACUUCGACAAUUCCACGUCGGUCAUCACGAUCAGCAAGACUCGUAACGAGCUCCAUGUUCCGUUGGAAAAAAUUCACGCAAGCUUUGACGCCUUCGCGGUAUCAGAGUCGGGCAAGCGCGUCACCCUCCUUCAGGUGACCCUCGGUAAGACGCCUUCCAUGAAGGAUUCUGGUAUCGCAAAUAUCCUCGCUCGGCUGUUCCCUGGCGUAGUGCCAGACGACGUGACGCUCUCCUUCGUUUUUGUUGUGCAAAAGCACAAGAAUGGGAUGGCACUGGCCGGGAGCCGGUCGAAAAGUGGCUUCGAUAUUUCGGAUCCGCCCAACAUCGAUGUUGGAUACGCAGUCGUCAAGGAUGAGGCUUUGGAGUGUCUCCAGCAAGACUUGCAACGUCACUAA